Messenger RNA from Saprolegnia parasitica CBS 223.65, 3957 nucleotides. RefSeq lists its product as hypothetical. The transcript is spliced from 4 exons. NCBI's taxonomy places the organism in Eukaryota, Oomycota, Saprolegniomycetes, Saprolegniales, Saprolegniaceae. The coding region runs from base 1 to 3957 and encodes 1318 amino acids. The record is from RefSeq and is a predicted model, not a curated record.
AUGGUCGACAGCCUGACCUUGGCCGCCCGCUGCGCCGCGCUGCAAGCCUCCGUGGCGGUGCUGGACGAGACGCCGUCGGAUGCGCUCUGCAAGCUCAUAGACGAGCUGUCUGCGAUUGCGUCGGACGUUGCGACCAAGGAAGAAGCAUUGCGGGUGCACGAAGCGGCCCUGCAAGAGCGAGAAGCGCGCAUCGACACCAAGCUCGAGCUGCUGGCGGAGCUAAAGGCUGAGAACCAUCGACGCCAGCCAGACGCAGAUGAUUCCAUCGAUCAUCUUCCUACGCCAGCCAAGACGAUCACACUCAACGUCGGUGGCACGCUCUUUACGACCGCGCGCGAGACGCUGCUGCGCAUACCUGGCGAGUACUUUCUGGACCUGGAUCCAAGCACGUUCCCACGCAUCAUGAAGCUCCUCCGAACGGGCUUCUUGCCGAUGGACGGACUCUCCGAGGCGGACGAGGCCGAGCUCCGAGAGAUGCUCGACUACCUUCAGAUUGAGUGUCCUCAACCGACGCCGUCGGCGCCCCCACUGCGCGAACGCGACACGAUUGUGCGCCAGACGACCACCGGCUGGAGCAACGUGCUUGCGACAACUCGCGAGAGGUCGUUUGCCGUUCGCGUCCGGCUCGGCGCCAAGAUCGAAGUCGGCUUCACAACGCUCAAGUCGUUUUCACCCCAGAUCCACCGCUACACCAGCGCAGCGCGCGGGUAUUUCUUCAACUGCGAGACCUACGACGUCUACUCGCAACUCACGAAACGCGUACCGAGCGGCCUCGAUCCAAGCACCCCGGCUGGCAGUGUCGUCCUUCUUGUGCGUCACGACCGCGACCGAUCCUGUAUCCAGUUUCGCAUCAACGGCACAGCGCUCGCCAUGAUGCUGCGGGUCGAGGCAGGCGACGACGGUGCGUUGUUCCCGAUUGCCCGUAUUUCCAGCACCGGCGCCGAAGUCGAGCUCUUGCCGUUUGAAGACCCAUUACGCGGCAAGGCUGUUGACGACGCGUCAGGCCACUUGCGGACGAGUCUCGUCGCGGACUGCACCGCGCCGCCGCUUCGCAUCGACGGCAUCGAUGGCGUCGUCACGUGGCCGCUCUCACCGGCGCAUGCGGCGGCACUCGCGGCACUGGACGUGAAUCGCGGCAUGGUGCUACCAACGGCCUUCUCUUUUGCGCAGCCCGAGCAGUGGCGCCAAGCCGUCAAAAACGUGCUGCGUGGACAAGUGGCGCAGGUGAUCAUAGACGCCGACCUCGUCCUCUCGCAUCUCGUCGUCGACUCUGUCGGCAGCAGCGCUGCACUCAUGCCGAACGAGAUGCCACCCGACUCAUUUGGCUAUAUGAUCUUACACUUGCCCUCGUCGUACGAUGGCGGCGACAUGGCGUUCACCUACAGCUACGCGACCGAAAAGUGGACGCCAGACACGACCGGCAUGGCCAUGGUCACGACCUUCCGAGAUUUGGUUGCUGCGUCUGCGCCCAUCACACACGGCGUGCGCAUGGCGCUCGUCUUCCGACUCGUGGGGCAAGACGAAGAUGAGGAUAUGUGUCCUAUGCCGUACAACCAAGAGGACGGCAUUGACGCCUUCCACCAAGUCGCGCAGCGGCCCCUUCACACGCACCACCGCAUUGCGUACUACGAUGUGGACGACCCUCCGUGUGCGUUGGAUACGCCUUGGACGUUUGAGACCCUCGGCACAUACGAAGCGGGUUUGGUGCACGCGCUCUUGACCACCGAGCUGUUCGACGUUGCACUUGUCACAUUUGCACUCGAGUCGGACGACGAUGUUGCGUUCGAGAAGCAGCUGAGACGUAGCCACUACGUCGAGUACAGCGACGAUGACGACGACGACGACGACGAUGCGUACGAGCGCAAGUUCAAGAACCAAGUCGCCACGUGUACGCCGCACGUCGCGUGCAACGUUCCCGCCGAAGUCGUUGCGAAGGUCGUGGGCAGCGGCGUCGAUGCGUUUCUGUUUGACAACACACCGAUCGACCACCACUCGUUCGAGGCCCCUCCAUUCGCGCUCGUCUUUUGGCUCAAGCGGUAUCGCGCAUGCAUCCUCGGUCUCGACGUCGUCUUCCCGCUCGUGCAAAACGCGAUCACCAACCACGCGAUGGACCAGCCGCUUCUGGGUCUUCCGUCGGGCCGGGAUGCUCUCCAUGGGGCGCUCGGUGUCUUCCGGCGCGAUGACCUCGUUGGGUUUGGCGAGAAAUCCGGGCUCACCACCAUGUGCGACAUCCUCUUGGCGCUCGACGAUUUCGAGCUGGUGGUCGUCUUUCUCCGAGACGCCAUUUUUGUGCGCUACGACAUGCCCCUCCGCGAGACAGCGGCGUCGAUUCAUGCAUGCCUCGCGCGGUAUGGCUGGUCGCGACUCGCACCCGCGAUGCACGGGCUCCUGUCUCGCUGGCACCGGACGCCUGCGUUUCGAGCUCCGUCAUGGGAGUACAUGGAUUGCGACAUCACGCCGCGCCUUCUCACAAGCCUUGCGGGCAUCACAACCGAUGCGGUCUGUCCGCCUCUCGAUCAGCCAUUUGUGUGCGAGUUUAUCAAAGGCUGCUACGACCACGCAUUGCGCCGGCCCCGGUUCCGCCCAGACAGCGACAUGGACCCCGAAGAUUUCCGUCGCUUUGCAGCCAAUAUCGUCCUCCUCGAUUGGUACCUCGACGAGCAUGUACCGCAUUCGGUCCAUGGCAACUACCUCAGCGCCUUCUUGCCGCCAAGUAUGCUUCUCGCUGUCGACGCGUUUCUGUAUAUGCGUCAGCCCCGAUCGUCGACGCUACUCGCGGUGAUGAAGAAGCUACCACCGGCAAAAGUGCUCUUGUAUGUCCCCGAAGCGCUCGCCGUGGCUUUGAAAAGCCAGCCAACGAUGGUCGUGGACCCGUACGUGCACGUCAUAGAGAUCGCUUUCGCGCUCUUCGAUGCCGCCAGCGUGCGAUACAAACCGGUUGGAGCCACCAUCUUUGCGAGCCUCGUCGCUGUGCUGGAGCGAGCCGGCCGGUGUGACGCCACUGCAUUUGAAAAGUGCUGGACGCACUUGUUUCCGGCGUCGCUGGCGGGAACGCGGCAGCGGCUGCAAGAACGGACGUCGCCAUUGCCAGACGAUCUGCGCACUUGCAUUGCGGCGCUUGUCGCAGCGCUUGCGCCAACGCUGUCGUCCGAAAAGGACUGGCAACCGACGUACACGGGCUGCUACAAAUCGUGGGUGCAGCCCGGCUUGCUUGCUGUUGAAGUGCUCGCGACCGUUGACCCAGCGCAGGUGCCGGCGCUCUUGCACGACUGGUUCGAAGCCCUGGACCGUGACGCUCCGGUCGCGGAUGCUGACGACACAUUUCGUCGUACUUUGCUUUUUGCGCCCAGGACGCGGUACUUUGUCUGUGGCGCCCGAGACCCGACGCGGGAGCUCUACUAUCCGCUGGCGACGCUGCUGGAAAAGGUUGUGCCGCAGCACGUGGUCGAAAUUGAGCACGUCGUGCAGCGCUGCUUUGCUGUUUUGGGUCGUGUUCGUACUCGGGCACCGCGUCCCGACAUCACCGAUUACGUCUUCAACGACAUUGCCCUCGACGCGGCGCAUUGCGACAUGUGUGCGCGCUUGGCUGCAUUCUUGACCGACGGCACACAGACGCGAUUGCACUUGCCAUUCGGAAAGUCGGUGUGCGAUCGAGGACGCCAAUGUAUCAACGCCAACCAGCACCGCCUCGAGCUGGCCGUUGGCCGCCGUGGGUCGAAUGACUGCGUCAUCAAGUUGCAGCAACAUGGUGGCGUCGACGAGGAUCAACUGGCCGCGCAUGUGAAGGCGCAGCAGGUCGACGCCGACGACCGAGCUCGCAUUGCGGCGCUGGACGUGAUCUUGGCCGAUGCACUGCGUCGAAAGGCACAGAACAAUAGCACCAACGACGACGACGACGACGACGACAAGGCCGUGCAUCACGAUCGCGUCAAGCGCCCGCGACGUACCACCGAUUGA